CCCUCUGUUCAACGAAGCAGAGAGAAGCUGUUAUCAAUGGCCGCCAUGGCUGACACUACAAAUCUGGAAUCAUCCCUACCGGUUCCGAGUGUUCAAGUAUUAGCCAUUCAAAAUCCAGAUCAGGUGCCACCUCGGUACAUCAGAGAUGAUGAUGAAAUCGGAGCGUGCCCUUCUGAUUCAUCUCUUCGUGUUCCUCUCAUCGACAUGGCCAAGUUGGUCAACGCAGAGGCAAAAGCUCAAGAGCUUCAAAAACUUCAUCUUGCUUGCACAAAAUGGGGUGUCUUUCAGGUGGUGAACCAUGGGGUUUCUGAUGAAUCUCUUGACAAGAUGAGGGACCAAGUUGAAAGAUUUUUUAAGCUUCCAUUUAAAGAAAAGAUGAGAUGGGCACAGAGACCAGAAAGCCUUGAAGGCUAUGGACAAGCAUUUGUAACCUCAGAGAACCAAAAGCUGGAUUGGAACGACAUGAUCUUCCUCAAAACUCAACCCGUUCAAAACAGAAAUUUAGAUUUAUGGCCACAAAAUCCUCCUCAGUUCAGGGAAACUUUACAGAUAUAUUCUGAACAAAUGAGAGAGACAGCAAGUUCAAUAGUGAAGUUCAUUUGCAUGGCUUUGGGGGUUGAGGCUCCAAAGCUAUUAUUAGAGAGCUUUGAAGAAGGACAGUAUGAUAUAAGGAUGAAUUGCUUCCCUCCUUGUCCUGAGCCUGAAAGAGUUCUUGGGAUUGUGCCUCAUGCUGACAAUUCUGCCAUAACUCUCUUGCUUGAAUGUGACUUGCCUGGAUUACAGUUCCUCAAAGAUGGAAAAUGGGUCUUUGUUCAACCUAUUGAAGGAGCCAUUGUUGUUAAUAUUGGCCAAAUUUUUGAGGUGAUGAGCAAUGGCAUGUACAAAGCACCAGUUCACAGAGCAGUUGUAAACAAGUUGAAGGAGAGGUUAUCAAUAGUCACGUUCUGUUAUCCCGGUUCUUCUGUAGAUAUUGGACCAUUUGAGAAGCUUAUUAGUGAGGGAAACCCGCCUGUGUACGAGACCAUGACAAAUGCAGAGUAUUUCCAUAGAUUUUUCAACAGGAAGCUGGAGGAAUCAUUCAUUGAUAGCCUCAAAAUAUGAUCCAGGAAGCCUGACGUGUUUUUUUUUUUUUUUAAAGUAAGAAAAGGAGAAACAACCUAUUUACAUGAUUUUGAUUGCCUUCUCUCUUUGUUAUUGGUGUAAGUGGUGUCCCACUUGAAAAUUUUUUUUGGUUAAUUUAAAAGCAUGAUUGUAUUUUAAUUAAAAGAACCUGAGCCCAAAAGGUUCACUAGCUGUUGCAGAAAUAUGAAAUGGUCUGUUCUAGUUUUCUUGAUAA
Neltuma alba is the source of this 1336-nucleotide messenger RNA. RefSeq names its product S-norcoclaurine synthase 1-like. The record is from RefSeq and is a predicted model, not a curated record. NCBI's taxonomy places the organism in Eukaryota, Viridiplantae, Streptophyta, Magnoliopsida, Fabales, Fabaceae.